Molecule: messenger RNA, 1557 nt
Organism: Colletotrichum truncatum
Lineage: Eukaryota; Fungi; Ascomycota; Sordariomycetes; Glomerellales; Glomerellaceae
Product: cytochrome p450 monooxygenase
Molecular function (GO): monooxygenase activity; iron ion binding; oxidoreductase activity, acting on paired donors, with incorporation or reduction of molecular oxygen
Source: RefSeq, a predicted model, not a curated record
AUGAUUUCCGCAAACAUAGUCGACAGCGUUCGGGCUCAGCUGGACCCUUUGGCGCCCGCUAAACCUCUUCCUUAUCUUAUAACAGUCUUACUCUUCGCAGUGCUUAUCUAUUCCCGCCAGACUUACAAGUCAAACAUCCCUUUCCUCAACCCCAAGGGGAAGUUUGAGCUUACAAACACCCGCGUCAAGAAAGAGUUUGACUCGGAGUGCAAGGCUAUGCUAACAUCUUGGUUCGCCUCAAACCCUGACAAGGCCAUUCGUCUUAACUGCGACACUGGGACAGCGACGGUGCUACCGCCGAGCUUUGCCGUCGAGGUGUCUAACAACCGCGGCUUCGACCUUUUUGAGUUUCUUAAAGAUGCGUACCACAUCGGACUCCCUGGCUUUGAGGGCUUCAAAGAAGUCUGUCAACCAGCACAUUUAGUGAACAACGUUAUCCAGAAGGACCUUACCAAGGCUUUACCCAAGCUUACUAAGCCUGCUUCUCAGGAAGCUGGGGCAGCCAUUGACAGAGUAUUUACAACUAAGACUGACUUUCACCCAAUUCCUCUCGGUGAUGCUAUUCUAGAGGUUAUCACUUGCACAACCUCACGGGUGUUUCUUGGGGAAAAGAUUUGCCGGAAUAAGGAAUGGCUCAGAAAUGCUAAAGCCCACGCUGCCGGCGUAUUUACCGCAGGCUAUGAGCUGCGCCUGUGGCCGACACCGAUUCGCCCGAUCAUUCACUGGUUUCUACCAAAAUGCCGCGAAGCCCGCGCCCAAGUAGAGAAGGCUCGAGACAUAAUCAUGCCCGUGGUUAUGGAGAGGCGUCUUGAAAAGGUUCACCUGGAAUCACAGGGGAAGCCUGUGCCCGAGUAUAACGACGCCAUAGACUGGUUCGAGCGGGCUACGAACGGAAAGGGCUACGACCCUAUCGGCGCGCAGCUGGCGCUCUCAUUUUCAUCCAUCUAUACCACCACCGAUCUUGUAUGCCAAGUUCUCAUCAAUAUCGCACAGAACCCAGAGAUUAUUGAGCCCCUGCGAGAGGAAAUUCGGAACGUCAUUGGUCAGAAUGGAUGGCAAAGCAAUUCACUAUUCAACAUGAGACUGCUCGACAGCGUGAUGAAAGAAACUCAGAGAUUGAAGCCAAUUGAAAGCGCCCUCAUGCGUAGCCUAGCAGUCACCGACAUUAAGCUCAGCGAUGGAACAAUCGUACCCAAGGGUGACGUGGUGGCUGUUGCAUCUCAUCAGAUGUGGGAUCCUACGACAUACCCAGAUCCUGAAAAGUUCGACCCGUACCGUUUCUACCGCAUGCGCCAAGAACCUGGUAAGGAGGCUGCAUCGCAGCUUGCAAACACAAGUAUUGAUCAAUACGGCUUCGGACUAGGUCGCCGAGCCUGCCCUGGCCGCUUCUUUGCCACAAACUCUGCUAAGAUUGUUUUGACUCAUAUCCUCAUGAAGUAUGAUUGGGAAUUGCAAGAUGGUUUCGAGCCAAAGCCCGUAUACCGCGCGUUUGGAGUCCGAUUUGACCCCAGAACUGUGCUUAAGGCAAGGAGACGCAAGGUGGAAUUUGAAUUCUAA